UUAGCGGAAGCGAAACUCUUUCUCCUCUUGUGCAGGAUAACAAUUUGUCCACUGUCUUGGUGUCUCAUUCUUCUCCCAUUCCAAACAUUUUUAAAGAAGACAUGUCCAUGUCCAUGUCCAUGUCCAUGUCCACCCUUCCCUCUUCAACCUUCCCAAACUCCAAUCUCUCCCUCUCUCCCUCCUCCCAAUCCCCAAAGCUCCCUCUCUUCCACAACCCCACAUCCAUUCCCAAACUCCUUCCUUUCCCCCACUCUCUCUCCCUCUCUCCACGCCUCACCCCUCUUCUCUGCAAGUCCCCCCAGCCAGAGGCCCAAGACGAGUGGCUCCACAAGCUUCCUGAUAAGUCCAAGCCUCUCUACUCCCACAGCCUCCCCUGCAUCGAGGCCUGGCUCCGCAGCCUCGGCUUCUCCCAGGCCAAGGACGAUAGGGCCCUCUGGCUCGUCCACAACCCCGAUUGGCACGCCCACCUCUCGCUCGAUGUCACCGAUCUCUACAUAAGGUAUUUGAAGAGUGGACCUGGGAAUCUUGAAAAAGAUGUGGAGAGGAGGUUUAGUUAUGCUUUAAGCAGAGAAGACAUUGAGAAUGCUGUACUUGGAGGACCAUAGCCAUUUUUUGUUUCUAUCUGUUACAUAUACAACAAUGGCUUAAUUCCUUGUUGGAAAUAGUUGGUCAAUUCAUAUGUUGAAUAUUCAACUUUCAUGACAGUUCUAAAGAAAGGACUAGAGAAAAUGUCACCCUUGUUUACCCUCAAAUUAAAAUCAUUGGUGCUUUUUGGGUGCGUA
This is a messenger RNA of Cajanus cajan (pigeon pea), 782 nucleotides long. RefSeq names its product tRNA dimethylallyltransferase. Lineage: Eukaryota; Viridiplantae; Streptophyta; Magnoliopsida; Fabales; Fabaceae. The record is from RefSeq and is a predicted model, not a curated record.